AAAGCGAAAGCGCAAAGCAACGACUCAGUAGGGGAUGUGUGUGUGUGUGUGUGUGUGAGAGAGAGAGAGAGAGGUGGUUGUUGCGAAGAAGCAAAGCGGUUAAGUAACAAUUGUAAGAAGAAGUGAGAGCUUGUAUUUUGUAGCAGCGCUCAGAGUGAAGAAGAGAAGAGAAGAGAAGAGAAGGAUGAGUAUAUGGAACUACGUUGUGACAGCUCAUAAACCUACCAACGUCACUCACUCCUGCGUUGGCAAUUUCACUAGCCCUCAAGACCUCAAUCUCAUUAUUGCGAAAUGCACCCGCAUCGAGAUUCAUUUGCUUUCUCCUCAAGGCUUGCAGCCUGUGUUGGACGUGCCAAUAUAUGGAAGGAUUGCCACACUUGAACUCUUCCGCCCUCAUGGUGAAGCACAGGACUAUCUGUUUAUUGCAACUGAAAGAUACAAAUUCUGUGUUCUUCAAUGGGAUCCCGAGACUUCUGAGCUUGUUACACGGGCGAUGGGGGAUGUUUCCGAUCGUAUUGGACGUCCCACAGAUAACGGUCAGAUUGGCAUUAUUGAUCCUGAUUGUAGGUUGAUUGGACUCCACUUGUAUGAUGGUUUGUUUAAAGUUAUUCCCUUUGACAAUAAAGGACAGCUCAAGGAAGCAUUUAAUAUUAGGCUUGAGGAGCUCCAAGUUUUGGAUAUCAAAUUUCUUUAUGGUUGUUCUAAGCCAACUAUUGUGGUUCUUUACCAGGAUAACAAAGAUGCUCGUCAUGUUAAAACAUAUGAGGUUGCUCUGAAGGAUAAAGAUUUUGUUGAGGGUCCAUGGUCCCAGAACAAUCUUGAUAAUGGGGCUGAUUUAUUGAUACCAGUUCCCCCACCUCUUUGUGGUGUGCUUAUUAUUGGAGAAGAAACCAUAGUAUACUGCAGUGCUAGUGCUUUUAAAGCUAUCCCAAUCAGACCAUCAAUUACAAAAGCCUAUGGAAGAGUUGAUCCUGAUGGUUCUAGAUAUUUACUUGGUGACUAUACAGGGUUGCUUAGUCUACUUGUAAUAAGCCAUGAGAAAGAAAAGGUUACAGGACUCAAAAUUGAGCCCCUUGGGGAGACUUCCAUUGCAUCUACAAUAUCAUAUCUUGAUAAUGCAUUUGUCUACAUUGGCUCAAGUUAUGGAGAUUCUCAGCUUAUAAAACUAAAUCUACAACCUGAUGCAAAAGGUUCUUAUGUGGAAGUUUUGGAAAGGUAUGUCAAUUUGGGGCCAAUUGUAGACUUCUGUGUGGUAGACCUUGAAAGGCAAGGCCAAGGUCAGGUUGUAACUUGCUCUGGUGCUUACAAGGAUGGUUCUCUUCGUGUUGUCCGUAAUGGAAUAGGGAUCAAUGAACAGGCAUCGGUAGAACUUCAAGGUAUCAAAGGAAUGUGGUCACUAAGAUCUUCAACAGAUGAUCCUUUUGACACAUUCUUGGUUGUGAGUUUUAUAAGUGAAACACGAAUCUUAGCAAUGAAUCUUGAGGAUGAGCUGGAAGAAACUGAGAUUGAGGGAUUUUGUUCUCAAGUACAAACUUUAUUUUGUCAUGACGCAAUUCACAAUCAACUUGUACAAGUCACUUCCAGCUCUGUAAGACUGGUCAGUUCCACAACUAGAGAGCUCCGGAAUGAAUGGCAUGCCCCAUCAGGCUAUUCAGUAAACGUAGCUACUGCAAAUGCUACUCAGGUUUUGUUAGCCACAGGAGGUGGGCAUUUAGUUUACCUUGAAAUUGGAGAUGGCAUACUGCAGGAAGUAAAGCACACCCAACUGGAGUAUGAGAUCUCAUGCCUAGAUAUAAAUCCCAUUGGUGAAAACCCCAAUCAGAGUCAUCUAGCUGCAGUUGGAAUGUGGACUGACAUAAGUGUUAGAAUUUUUUCUCUUCCUGAUCUGAAUCUCAUUACAAAGGAGCAUUUAGGAGGAGAGAUAAUACCUCGAUCCGUUCUUCUUUGUGCCUUUGAAGGGAUAUCCUACUUGCUAUGUGCCCUCGGUGAUGGCCAUCUCUUAAACUUUAUGUUGAACAGAAGCACUGGUGAGUUAACUGAUAGGAAAAAGGUCUCUCUUGGGACACAACCUAUAACUCUACGGACAUUCUCAUCCAAGAAUACAACCCAUGUUUUUGCUGCAUCUGAUCGGCCAACGGUGAUUUAUAGUAGUAACAAAAAAUUACUCUAUAGUAAUGUGAAUCUGAAGGAAGUGAGUCACAUGUGCCCUUUCAACUCUGCUGCUUUUCCAGACAGUUUGGCGAUUGCAAAAGAAGGUGAACUCACUAUUGGCACCAUCGAUGACAUUCAAAAACUUCAUAUUCGCUCUAUUCCACUAGGGGAGCAUGCACGGCGUAUCUGCCAUCAGGAGCAAACCAGGACCUUUGCUAUUUGUAGUUUGAAAUACAACCCAACAAGUGCUGAAGAAUCUGAAAUGCACUUUGUCCGCUUGCUGGAUGACCAGACUUUUGAGUUCAUAUCAACUUAUCCACUUGAUACAUUUGAGUAUGGCUGCUUUAUAAUUAGCUGCUCCUUCUCAGAUGAUAAUAACGUGUAUUACUGUGUUGGAACUGCUUAUGUAUUGCCAGAGGAAAAUGAACCAAGCAAGGGAAGAAUUCUUGUUUUUGCUGUUGAAGACGGAAAGCUACAGCUAAUUGCUGAGAAGGAGACAAAAGGAGCAGUUUACUGCUUGAAUGCGUUUAAUGGUAAAUUGCUUGCUGCUAUUAAUCAAAAAAUUCAGCUGUACAAGUGGGUGCUCCGGGAUGAUGGUACCCAUGAAUUACAGUCUGAAUGUGGACAUCAUGGACACAUCCUAGCACUAUAUGUGCAAACUAGAGGAGAUUUCAUCGUAGUUGGUGAUCUGAUGAAGUCAAUUUCCUUGUUAAUGUAUAAGCAUGAAGAAGGCGCUAUUGAGGAGAGAGCUCGUGACUACAACGCCAAUUGGAUGUCAGCUGUUGAAAUCCUUGAUGAUGACAUAUACCUUGGUUCAGAAAAUAGUUUCAAUCUCUUUACUGUUCGGAAAAAUAGUGAAGGUGCCACUGAUGAAGAACGGGGUCGUCUUGAAGUAGUUGGUGAGUAUCACCUUGGAGAAUUUGUCAAUCGGUUCCGGCACGGCUCCCUUGUUAUGCGCUUGCCAGAUUCUGACGUGGGCCAGAUUCCAACUUUCAUUUUUGGCACCAUUAAUGGCGUGAUUGGUGUAAUUGCCUCUCUUCCUAAUGAGCAGUAUCUUUUCUUAGAGAAGCUUCAGUCAAACUUGAGGAAGGUGAUUAAGGGCGUUGGAGGGCUCAGCCAUGAGCAGUGGAGGUCAUUUAACAAUGAGAAGAAAACUGUGGAAGCGAGAAAUUUUUUGGAUGGGGAUUUAAUUGAAUCAUUUCUUGAUCUGAACCGCAGUAAGAUGGAUGAGAUUUCCAAGGCAAUGGAUGUUUCAGUAGAGGAGUUAUGCAAGAGAGUAGAAGAGUUGACAAGAUUGCACUGAGUUUAUCCUCAUUUGCAGCUUCUUUGUUCUUUAUUCUCGUUAACAUCGUUUUAUGUAUUAACUUAUUUCCCCAGCUAUGCAGACAUUAGGGAAUGGUUUGCAUUUUGCAAUAUAUGGAUCACAAAUGGUGUAUAAUAUGUAUGUCAUAUGGGUUUUCAUUUUAUACUUUUUCUCUUUAGCAUUCUCUUAAUAUU
Gastrolobium bilobum is the source of this 3648-nucleotide messenger RNA. Its product is annotated as DNA damage-binding protein 1a. Lineage: Eukaryota; Viridiplantae; Streptophyta; Magnoliopsida; Fabales; Fabaceae. Gene Ontology annotation, molecular function: nucleic acid binding; protein binding. Bases 185 to 3454 code for a protein of 1089 amino acids. Gene Ontology annotation, cellular component: nucleus. The transcript is spliced from 19 exons. The record is from RefSeq and is a predicted model, not a curated record.